ACUUUCAUCUAUCUUUCUGGAAUAGUCUCAAGCAACCUUCAUGGCCUCGACCUUGAGCGAAUCCUCGAGAAUACCCACAAACCCUUCAAGGGUUGUGUUGAUAACUGGCGUGAGCAAAGGUUUGGGGAGAGCCCUAGCCUUGGAGUUAGCUAACCGUGGUCACACCAUAAUUGGCUGUUCACGUGACCAACCUAAGCUUGAUUCCCUUCGUCAGCAACUUUCUUCCAAUAACCACUUGCUCUUCAAUGCUAACGUGAGAUCAAACGAUAGUGUUGAAGAACUAGCAAGAGGGGUUGUCCAAAACAAACUUGUACCCGAUAUCAUUGUGAAUAAUGCAGGUGUUGCUAAUAGAAUUGGGAAUGCAUGGGAGGUGGAGGUCGAAGAAUUUGAUAAUGUUAUAGAUACCAAUGUGAAAGGGAUAGCAAACGUUUUGCGCCAUUUCAUUCCUCUUAUGAUUCCAAACAAGCAUGGAAUAAUCAUUAACAUGUCUUCAAUAGCGGGAAGAACUGGAAUUGCACAUGGACAAGUCGUGUGGGAUGCCAUGGAGCAUGGUGAUGACGUUGAUGAGCCUAAGAAUAGGAUGACUCUUGUCGCCAUCUACCAAGUAGUCCUGGAGGAUAUCUUUCUCAUGUUGGCAGAGAAGGACUCGUCAAAGAAAGCAUGAGAGACGCUGCAAACAAUGCAUGUGGGAGUGAAACAUAUCAAGGAAGCAAAGGUGCAAACCUUGAAAAGUGGGUUCGAGUCUAUCUGCAUGAAGGAGGGUGAAUCAGUAGACUCCUUUACUAUGAAGUUGUCGACGAUCGUCAUCCAUUCAUUAGGCGACAAGGUGGAGGAGAUCUCCAUCGUCAAGAAGUUCCUUGAAGUUAUUCUCCCGAGAUUCAUGCAGAUUGUUAGCUCUAUCGAGCAGUUUAACGACCUCAAGAAUAUGACGGUUGAGGAGGUCCUUAAUUAUCUUAAGGUUCAUGAGGAGAGACAUCGUUGCUACGAAAACAAAGGAGAGGAGAAAUUCCUCUUACUCACACAUGAGGAGUUGCUCGCAUGGACAAAAAAGAAAGAUGUAAUUGACUCUUAUUUUUUAGGUACAAGGGGACAUGACAGCUAUAACAAGGAAAAUAAAGGUCAUGGACGUGGUCGCGGACAUGGCCGCAGACGUGGUAACAAAGGAGGUCAUGACAAUACCUCACAAAUCCAUGACAAUGCCAACCUUGGGAGGACAAGAGUAUGAUCAAAUACAGGCAUUAUGCGGUAGAGGGCCACAACAAGGAGCACGAGGAGGAGACAAACCUCACAUUCACGGAUGAUGAAGAGCGUGCAUUAAUGUUGGCUGAGACAAUGCCCAACUUGUUGAUGCUCAAUAAAGAGAAGGGAUGAAGAAGACCAAAUGGAGACUAACAUGUGGUACCUGGGCAAUGGAGUGAGCAACUACAUCACUAGAGACAAAGCAAAGUUCAAGGAGCUUGAUGAGAAAUUCAUUGGAAACAUGAAGUUUUGCGAUGCAUCAAUUGUACCGAUCAAAGGCAAAUGAUCCAUCUUGUUCUAAUGUAAGAAUGACGAUCAACAUCUAUUGACCAAGGUAUAUUACAUCUCGAGUUUGAAGAAAGUAGCAGAGUGGAGAAGAAAGUAGCAGAGUGGAGUAAGUUGGCUU
Molecule: messenger RNA, 1645 nt
Organism: Cucurbita moschata (crookneck pumpkin)
Lineage: Eukaryota; Viridiplantae; Streptophyta; Magnoliopsida; Cucurbitales; Cucurbitaceae
Product: NADPH-dependent pterin aldehyde reductase-like
Exons: 4
Coding region: 41-664 (207 amino acids)
Biological process (GO): folic acid-containing compound metabolic process
Cellular component (GO): cytosol
Molecular function (GO): oxidoreductase activity, acting on the CH-OH group of donors, NAD or NADP as acceptor
Source: RefSeq, a predicted model, not a curated record